Molecule: messenger RNA, 450 nt
Organism: Melampsora larici-populina 98AG31
Lineage: Eukaryota; Fungi; Basidiomycota; Pucciniomycetes; Pucciniales; Melampsoraceae
Exons: 3
Coding region: 1-450 (149 amino acids)
Source: RefSeq, a predicted model, not a curated record
AUGUUGAAAAAAUUGAUUAGUAUUAAGAUGAGAGAGAUCAAAGGAGGUCCUUGGGAUCCAAGAAUAUGUAGUGACGGAGAGUUCGAUCAUGCAAUAGAAGCCAUGGAAAGACGUAUGAUGAACAGAGCAUGGCAUCUUUCAAUUUGUUUAUUGGAUAAACGAUUUACAUUUAGAUUUGAGAUUAGAAAGGAUGAUUCAGAUGGGUUUUCAGAAUUUGCUAACACUGAAUUACUUAAAAUCAACAAUUAUAACGCACCAAGAGAUAAGAUGAUCUGUAUUUUAAAUUGUAGUAAAGUUAUCUUUGACAUGUUUCCAAAAGCGAAGAAGAUCAGGUUUGAGAAAUUGAAAAGGGCAGAAUAUGAAGCUACGCUUGAUGCACUUUGUUUGAUCUUUAAUGAACUCAAAAGAGAAGUACUGGAAGUGGUCUUGGGCACUCAUCAUGGUCAAUGA